Molecule: messenger RNA, 1187 nt
Organism: Cylas formicarius (sweet potato weevil)
Lineage: Eukaryota; Metazoa; Arthropoda; Insecta; Coleoptera; Brentidae
Product: protein FAM76A
Exons: 5
Coding region: 219-1187 (322 amino acids)
Source: RefSeq, a predicted model, not a curated record
AGUUCUCCCCACAGUAAAAGGUCUGUGUUUUCUGCUUUUCUGAAUGGUUGUGGUUUCAUACAUUGCUCAGGAAUUAGCGUCAAUUCAUAACUUAUUGCGAUCUGAUGUAUUUGCUUUGAGAAAGAACUUUUUCGCUCCGCUCUGGUUCAUAUUUGGUUGACAGUAAAAAACAAUUAACUUCAGUAAUCUUUAUUACCCGGUAUGAAAACUUAAUAAUUAUGAGUUCUGCCCCGUUAUUAUUUGCUUGUUCUCGAUGCUUUACUCGCCAUCCCUUCGAGGAAUUAUCUGCAGGUCAACAGCUUUGCAAAGAAUGUCGUGGUACUUUUCCAGUGGUGAAAUGCACAUAUUGUCGCUCAGAAUUUCAACAAACAUCGAAAGGUAGUACCAGCGCAAUUUGUAAGAAAUGUGAACAGAAUGUUAAAGCGUAUGGAAAACCCACUGCCUGCGAGUAUUGUAACAUAAUAGCAGCUUUCAUAGGUAAUAAAUGCCAGAGAUGCACAAAUUCAGAAAUUAAAUAUGGCCCUCCUGUGAAUUGCGAGCAGUGCAAGCAGAAGUGCGCAUUUGACCGACAUGAUGAUGACAAAAAGGUUGAUGGGAAAUUGUUAUGCUGGCUUUGUACCUUAUCAUUCAAAAGGGCACUGGCCAAAACUAAACAGGGGGAUGCAGAACGCAGAGCUACAUUAAAACGGACGCAAGGUCAUAAAAAGAAAGAUGGAAAAUUACGUAGUCACAGUAAACGACCCAACCGACCUGAGAUCAAACUGCCGAUUCCAGACGGGCAGCCUCCUGUUAAAAUGGCUAGAAAUAAUUCUGUACCUGGUGUGGUUGGAUCUGACUUAGAUCCCAAUAGUUCCGAUCAUGUUGUCGCCAUGACACAACUCAGAGAGCAAAUUGCUAGUUUGAAAAAGCAAAUUGUUCAGAAAGAUGCACAACUACUAGGCAAAGAUAAACAGAUUACUGAGUUGAAGGCGAAACAUUUUACAACCGAAUCAGAAUGGAGAGCUAAAAUGAAAACCAACCAAAAGGAACAUGACGAUAAAGUUGACAGCCUAAAUAAACGUGUUGCUGGCCUCUUGAAAGAAGUUGCGGGUCUUUCCAAGUCGGCCAAGAAAACCAACAAGAAUAUUACCAUUACAAAUUCAGAUGCAAAUAACAGCAGCGGAACGGACAGCCCCAGCGUACCAUAG